Pseudozyma hubeiensis SY62 is the source of this 2223-nucleotide messenger RNA. RefSeq lists its product as hypothetical. The coding region runs from base 1 to 2223 and encodes 740 amino acids. The record is from RefSeq and is a predicted model, not a curated record. NCBI's taxonomy places the organism in Eukaryota, Fungi, Basidiomycota, Ustilaginomycetes, Ustilaginales, Ustilaginaceae. The transcript has 2 exons. Gene Ontology annotation, molecular function: DNA binding; 5'-3' exonuclease activity; 5'-flap endonuclease activity. Gene Ontology annotation, cellular component: cytoplasm; nucleus.
AUGCGUCCCUCUCCGGCCCUCCGUGGCAUUCGUGGCAUCUUCCCCUUGAUACGAUCGCUGGCGCCACAAGCAGUCUCUCCACCCUUCUCCCUCUCUUCCCUUCGAGGGCUUCGCCUCGCCAUCGAUGCUACCCUGCUGGUGCAACGGCUUCACUUUGCAGACGAUCCACACGCGUCUCGCCACGUCAUCGGUUUCUACAGGCUCAUCACUUCGCUGCAUCAGAACGGCGUCAUGCCCAUCAUGGUGUUUGAUCACCCGCAAAAGAGGCUCGCCCUCAAGGAUCGCGAACAGGUCAAGAGGAGGCACAAGCGAGAACUCGAUCGAAUACGUAGUAGGCUCGAACAUGAACGACGCGGUCGGCUCGUUGAACUUCAGUCCCACCUCGAUGCGUUGUCGGAGUUGAGAGAGUCGGAACGGCGGCAGGUGGGGGAAUUGUUGGAUCGAUGGAGGGCUCAAUCGCAGCAGAUAGUGUCGGAGGAGCAGCCGAGCGUGAAGAGGGAGGCAUCCGUGGUGGCACCGUCAAUACCAAAGACAGGCGUGGACGAACCGUUGGGGUGGAUCGGAUCUUCAAAGCCGGAGACCGUCGCCUACAGCAUGCACACAAACUGGCUGCAGUUGGAGGAGAGUCUUCGCAGUGGAGGCGCUAGUCAGUCCAAGGGACAAAAGCUGCUCGCCGAAGCCGAGAAGCAGGUUUAUCAGACCAUCGCCGCCCAACUCCGAUCGGGCGAAGCACCACAACCUCUGCCUUCACCCGAAACGCCAGACGACAUCCCUCUCGCUGCAACACCAGAAUUGACACCACCACCACCCUCAUCCCACCCGCUUUCGUCGCUCAACGCAAUGCACAACUCACUAACAAAAACCUAUGACCGAGCCACCUCCCCCCUCUCCGCAUCCAUCUACCAAGACUGCGCCACCCUAUCCUCCCUCAUGUCCGUACCCGUGUUCUGGACCGGCGACGGCACGCGCACCGGUGGCGGCAGGAUACACGAAGCCGAAGCGUAUGCUGCAUCGCUCGUUCGAUCCGGGUUCGCCGAUCUCGUUGCUAGCGAGGACAGCGAUGUGCUGCUCUACGAAGCACCCCUCCUACGCGGUCUCAUGGGAGGCGUGCGCACCGCGGAAGGAUCUCGAGGAAAGCUCGAAGUCAUCUGCGGUACUCGAGUACGCACUCGUCUCUUUCCCCGCGCUGAUCUGGAGAAACUCGUCCACAUCCAUUCCACCAUCCGACUCGAUUCGACGGGCGACGCCGAGGCAGACUCGCUCUACGAUCGACUCACCCGCUCGCUCAUGCUCGACUUCGCGCUGCUCUGCGGAACCGACUUCAACCGUACCAUCCCAGGAAUCGGUCCGAAAACAGCCCUUCGACUGCUCAAGGAACACGGCAGCAUCUCGACCAUCCUGCGCCGCGAAUCGAAAAAGUUUUCUCCGCCAGACGGUCUCUCGAUUCGAGAGUACGAGACGGAACUUCGACAUGCGAGAAUGGUGUUCCUGCAACCGCCCAAGGUGAGGGCUGCAGCGAGGUCGAUCUUGGGUAGUGCGGCGACGGAGGCUGCGACGAGGAGGGAGGGGUUGAGUGAGAUUGUGGAGCGGGUGUUGUUCGGUGAGGAUCGAAGUGAAGUGGAGGAAGCAGACAUGGUGGAGAACGUCGAUGAUGCUUCAGUCGGAGUGGACACGGUAGUGAACACAUACUGUACGGCAGAACCGGCGGUCGAGCAACAGGUGUCCAGCGUCGCCCCCGACCCAGAAGCCGUCGUUUCUGUUCCUCUCGAACCGGCUUCCACCACUUCAACCACCCCAAUCACAACAGUGACGUACGACCGUCAACGGGUACACGAUUUUCUCCGAUCCCACGGCGUCUUCCGCCACCCCACUACGCAUCCCGACUGGGCACUAGAUACCCUCGACCACACCGAACCACGCGAACAGGAAUGGCGUGACCUGCUCGACCUCGAACUCGGUCUCUCCAGCCCUCCCACUUCGCCACUAACCGCAGAAAUGAAUAGGAUUCUGGAAAUAGAAGAUACAGAUACAGAGGGAACGAGCGGGUUGGACAUGGCCACGUUGGGAGCCGACUUUUUCGGCGAGCGGAAAGCUGUCGCCUGCUGGCAGCCGCACAUGGAGCAACAGCUCGACAGUCGAGCAAAAGACAUUGCUCCGCUACAUAGCAUGCUCCUGCAGCCGCUCAGUGAGAGAGAGAGCUUCCGAGUAUGCGACGAACGCUGA